Molecule: messenger RNA, 2629 nt
Organism: Myxocyprinus asiaticus (Chinese sucker)
Lineage: Eukaryota; Metazoa; Chordata; Actinopteri; Cypriniformes; Catostomidae
Product: barrier-to-autointegration factor
Exons: 2
Coding region: 1558-1827 (89 amino acids)
Molecular function (GO): DNA binding
Source: RefSeq, a predicted model, not a curated record
AGUUUUAAAAAAUAAAAUGGAAAAUGCGCAAUAAAAAUGUAAGAAUUGGUACUGUUAGUGUUUUUGUUCAUUUUUUUUUUUUUUAUUGGUAAUCUUCCAUUUUAUUUUGUGUUUUAAAAACAAUUCUAAUUCAUAUUUAACCACAACAUUGUUUUAAAAAAUUAAAUAGAAGACAAGCUAUAAAAAUGAACAAAAAUCACUACAUUAUAAGAAUAUACAAUAUAAUAGUAUAAAUGUCUGAUAGCAACAUGGUAAUUAGUGCUGAUGAGCAAUGCAUAAGGAAACCAAACAUCAAAAACUAACAGUGAUUUAUUUGCUUCUCCUUGUUAAUUAUAGUCCUUACCAAUAUAACUCUUAAGGUUUUAAGGCCAAUUCAGGCCUCUGGUUUCCCUUCAUAAUUAGAUCGUCGUAUUGCAAGGCUUGAAUUAUUUAAUGCUGGAUUGUAAAAAGUUUACCAAUUUCUCUCUGGUAAUGAAAUAUAGAUAAUGGCUUUUAAACAUGUUUCCUGUACAUUUGAUGCAACUUCAGAAGAUAGAUGUAAAAUUAGCCGAUUAAAAAAAGAUUUUGACCUCAAAUAUUCUGUGAUCAGACCGUGUGUGGAACCAGUGAGACAUCCAUUCACAUUGUGAGUUUCAUUUAUUACACAGCAAUACAAGGAAUGAACAGAUAACCUUAAACUCUCUGUUCACUUUCUCUCUUUUUAAUGCUAAACUUGAAUGACUAUUGAUUGAUAUUUAUGAAUAGUCUAAUACACUGCUGCUUUUUAAAUCAAAUUAUAGAAAGAGAAAAAACAGGGAAGAGUAUGUUAUUCAUGUAUGUCUAGUUAUUCAUUUAAAGAACCCUCAGCAUGGCAUUUUGACCACUGGUUUGAUUGCUAUAAGCUAUACUAUACAGUUGCUUUGUUUAUACUUAACCUGUUAACCUGUGCAUGCCCGCCCUGAACUGAUGUCACUUUGCUUAAAUUAGUUCACAUUUACUAUAUAGUCUAGUCAAAAAGAGUUGAUAAUGUUGACAAAUUGUACAGAUGUCUAAUUUGUCAACAUUAUGAACCAUUUUGAACAGCACACUAUAUAGUAUAUGUGAUCUCACUUAAGCAAAGUAAAGUCAAACCCAUGGGUGGGGUCAAGACUGUUGGUGUUUAUGUAUGUACUUAUAUACAAGAUAAAAACAGAGAUGCAAUAUGUAGAUUAUUUCUUCGAAAGAACAAAGUUCUAAAAUACAUUUUAAAUAACUCCCAUGCGGUUAAAUAUUUUCUGAACACCCAUAGUUUCCAUGCUACCGCUGCACUGUAUUUACGCAAAAAGACUAGUUGGAUGUAGUGUGUAGUCUAGGAAAAAAGCAUAAUAUCAAGUAGUACAGUAGGGAACUUCAGUAGAAAGUUAUACAGUAUAUGAGCUGAUGAUGUGGGUGGGUCAUAAUUACAUCAACACAGUUGAAAUAAAAAGCAACACAGGCAGGAAAUAUCUUUGUAGGUGUGGUGUAUAUUGUGCUGGAUGGAGGGGACUCGAGACAGUUUCCUGACAUUACUGGAGCACCGCAAGCUCACAAUAAGCUGCAAUGACAACUUCACAAAAGCAUCAGAUUUUCUGUGCGGAGCCAAUGGGAGACAAAUCUGUAUAUACACUUCCUGGAAUUGGCCCUGUGCUGGGUGGACGACUUGAAAAUAUUGGAAUAAGGAGAGCGAGGGACCUCCUGGGGCGUUUCCUGGUCUUUGAGAUGGAUGAGUGGAAGUUUAAGAGCUGGCUUAGAGACUCGUGUGGAGCAAAUGCCAAACAGCAGAGAGACUGUUACUACUGUCUAAAAGAAUGGACAGAUAAUAAUUUGUAAUGGGAAUACUGGUGCACUUCUUGCAUCUACUUUGUUCAUUUGGAAUAUUUAUAUUGAGCCUUCUGCAAUUCUAUUUGACAUCUUAAGUUGUGAAUAGGGGGUCUUUUAGAUGUGUGUGUCUUUAUAUUGCAUCUUGCUUUGGUUAGGAAACAAAUGUGUUUACUUCAUGUUUUAUGUCUAAUUUAUAUGUGCAGGCUAAAUGGUUAUAACUUACUACUCAUUGAAUAUUCAUGCCAUAAACAUGAUUUAAGUUAUGUUAUCAUUUGCAUCCCAUAAAAUCCCAGAUUGAUGAAGCAGGUAUUUUCUGUUGAAGUUUCAUAUCUCUUAUCAUCAGUUUCAUAUCAUGUUUCUUUAUUUGUCUUUUGGCAUCUGUUACAUAACACAUGGGGCACCUGCCCAUCGUCAAAGGGACAGUCCACUUAAAAACUGAAAAUUCUGUCAUCAUUUACUCAUCCUUAUGUUUUUCCAAACCCAGAUGAUGUUCCCUCUUCAGUGGAACACAAAAUUAGAUGUUAGGAAGAAUUUUAGCCUCAGUCACCAUUCACUUCUAUUGGAAAACAGCAGGUUUGGAAUGAGAGUGUGUAAACGAUUACAGAAUUUUAGGUUUUAGUGGACCUAUCCCUUUAAUUAAGUAACAACUUGAUGUUUUAUUUCUAAAGAAAGAUAAAUGUGCCCAGUUACAGGUCCAGUUUUACAGGUUAUGUUAAAGAUUUAGAUACCAUGCCAGGAUUUGUUAAUUUUUGGUGAAUGACAUGUGAAAUGUGAAACAAAAUUGGAUUAUUAUUAAAUUAAUCCAAUUUUU